Molecule: messenger RNA, 1494 nt
Organism: Thermochaetoides thermophila DSM 1495
Lineage: Eukaryota; Fungi; Ascomycota; Sordariomycetes; Sordariales; Chaetomiaceae
Exons: 3
Coding region: 1-1494 (497 amino acids)
Biological process (GO): signal transduction
Cellular component (GO): cytoplasm; nucleotide-activated protein kinase complex; nucleus
Molecular function (GO): protein kinase binding
Source: RefSeq, a predicted model, not a curated record
AUGGGCAACACCCAGUCCGCCGAUAAGAACCAAGACGCUGCAUCGCAGCCGUCGCAGGAGGCCCAACAGGCUCAGCAGCCUCAGCAUGAUCGGCCGGUGAGGCGCGACGACAAAAACCCCUUCCCGGUGCAAACUCAUCGGGUUGCUGCCCCUCCUGAACCCUCGCUCACGCAGGCGCAGGGCACUACCACCUCUUCGUCAGCCGCUGGCCAACCGCCCGCCUCUUGGGCCAAUCCACUCCACCACCAUCUUCCGAGCCUUUCGUCGGGUGGCUCGACUCCGUCGCCCGUUCCGACCGCUUCCACAAGUUCGUCGAGCUCCGCGAGGCCCAUCGAGGUGCAUUCGCAGCAUUCGCAUUCGCAUCAGCAGCAAGCCGAGCACGGUGCAGGCCCCGGCCCGUUUCAUGAGCCCGCCAAGCUCGUAGCCGUGCCGAAUUCUCACAUCUCCCCCUCGUCGCCGAGAGUGCCCCGCUCCGAAGAUCCCUACGAAGCCUCGUCCGUCGUCAUGCCGCACAGCAGUUUACAGGACGUCUCCUACCUGACCCGGCCCCCACGCCUGCCUCUCCCCAUCGAGGAGGAGGUCCAUACUCCCGGGUCGCCCAUCAUUGCCCCGUCCGACUCCCGUCCCGGCGCCUCGCUCGAGGUUGAGGCCCUUGAGAGCACCGCUGAACUUGAGCGUCCCACCUCUACCCUCAGCGAUACCUCUGUGCUCGAGGACGACAAUGAAGAGCUCAUGGUCGAUAAGACCCGGCCUACUGUGCCGACGAGACUCGAAUGGCGCCAUGGCGGCGACAAGGUCUACGUGACGGGUACCAUCUUCCAGUGGAAUCGCAAGUCACGCCUGCACCCUGUCGAGGGUCGCCCGGGCGUCUUUGCAACCACCAUCAAUGUCAUUCCAGGCACCCAUCACAUUAGGUUCUUGGUGGAUGGGCAGAUGUGCACGUCCCCUGAUCUGCCUACUACCGUAGACUUUGCGAACAACCUCGUUAACUAUAUCGAGGUCAAUCCCGACGAUGUGCCUGCUGCUCAAACCUCUGAGCAGCAAGGUGCUGCUUCCAACCAAGACGCGUCUUCCAAGCAGGCGCCGGCGCAGGUUCUCCUUCCCGCUCCGGCGGCUGAGGAGAAGAAGGCCAAGGUGGUCAAGGAGAGGGAAGUUCCCCCUCCUGAGAAGUUCGCGCGCAAGAUUCCCAGGUAUCUUCUUGAUUUGGAUCAACCUGAGGACUCGCCGCUCUAUCAGCAUGCAGUCAUGGCUACCGAGAAGCUGCCCCAGCCUCCCGCGCUGCCCAGCUUCUUAAACAAGCCUAUUCUGAAUGCCUCGUCGAUUCUCAAAGAUGAUAACAGCGUGCUUAUUAUGCCGCCGAAUCAUACUGUGCUCAACCAUCUCGCGACCAGCAGCAUUAAGAAUAAUGUCCUUGCUGUGUCUGCGACGACGAGGUAUAAGAGCAAGUAUGUGACCACCAUCAUGUACAAGCCCACAACUUCUGAGGGUAUUUAG